AAAAGUGACAGAAAAGAGAAGAGGAAUAAAAAACAAGUAUAAAUUGCAGUGGGACACCAACAAAAAUGUCAGCAACAGAUGGGCUGUGUUGCUGUGAAUAUGAUAACUUGGAUGGAGAGAGAAGUCACAUACUGGCCUGUUGUUGUGAUUGUGAUGCUCUGGAUCAGAUAGCUGACAGAUGUUUUAAAUGUGAGAAAAUACCAGAUGGAAUGGUUCAAAGGUUCUUUAAUACAUUGAAUGACAGAUGUCGUUUUCCAGGAAUUUGUGGAAAAGGGGCUGUACGAAUGAACCUGGACAUUGUUGCACCGUGCUGUCUUGUUGUUGCCAGUAUAUAUAUAUCAACCUAUGGACCAUAUACAACAUUCUUCAUGUUGACUUUAAUGCCAGUGUUUAUGUUAAGUUUUUAUUAUUUAUGGAGAAAGAAUACUCAAAUGACUCGAACUCAGUUUUUUUACUCGUGGGGAUUGACAUCCGUUGUGUUGAUGUUUCUUGUUUUUCAUAUAUAUACCAUAUGCUUUAGAAAGACAUUAUUGUGGGAACAUAUUUUACUUUUUACAGCGUUCAGUCUUAUGAUAUUUUUCUUUAUUAAAACAAAGAAAAGUCCUAGUAUCUUACGACAUGGGAUAAAGGAUGCUACUAGGGGAAAAAGUUCAAAACAUGUGACAGUUAAUUUAGAGAACAAUACUCAUGAUAGAGUAGAUGAUAUUUUGUCACAGGAAAUAGCAGAGAAAGAUGUCACAUGGGUAGACUCAAGACCUAUUAAAGAUGGAAAGUUAAAGAUCUGGUGUGAAAAUUGUCAUUUUAAGAAACCUGCCAGAUCUGGUCAUUGUAAUAUCUGUAAUGCUUGUAUAUCAGUCCGAGAUCAUCAUUGUGUAUGGAUUGAUUGCUGUAUAGGAUCACAUAAUCAUCGUUCAUUCAUCAUGACCAUGGCAUUAUUUUUAUUUUGUGGUUUUUAUGGAUUUCACUUGACUAUGACCACAGUUUGUACACCGGAGAUGUAUCUAGGUUGGUUCCUGUUCCCCAGUGACUGUCGAUUCCUUUAUAUAGAUUUCCAGACAGCUGUAAGUUUUGUGGCUGCCUGUUACACCUUGAUGGCUUCCAUGUUAAUGUUGUGUAAUUUUAUCUACCAGAUAGUGUUGAUCAGCCAGAACACUACAUCACAAGAAUUCCAUCAGGCUUCACGAAGAGGCCUCAGGACAAAAUUUUUUACCGUGAAAAACAAUAUACAUAACAAUGGGUUCAUUAAAAAUUGGAUAGCAUUCAUAUUUACAAGACGAGAAGAUACAGGAAAUAUUCCAUGAUUUUUAACGCUUCAAGUUUAAAUCAAGUUAAAGGUCCUCAGAUAUGUCAUUAUGUUGAUUUUUUAUGCCCAACCUACAUUAGGGACGACAUAAAAAAAUCCAUGAAGGAUAAAAAACUUAAUUCAAAUAGUUUGGGGGUGGGGGUCAAACUGCUGCAAGUUUUGUUUUAAUUGACAUCGAUUUUACAUACAUCCUAAUUGGUCAAUCAAUUUUUCCCAAAUUAAGUUGAGAGGGGGGUAAGGGGGUCAGUGAAAAAACUAUAUGAAUUAAGUUUUUUAUCCUAUAUUUAACUUUUGAUGUCGUCCCUUAGAAGGGGGCAUUAUGUUUUUCCAGUCUGUUCAUCCAAUUUGUGAUUAACUGAACAUUUUUGAAAAUGUGAUAUUGUUUCAUAUUUUAUUUAUGUCAUACUCUAUUCUAUCAUUGUAGAUGGUUGUUCUACUGUUUUUAGUUUGAGAAAUCAAAAAAAGAUUAUGUUGUGAUUUUUUUA
Molecule: messenger RNA, 1788 nt
Organism: Mytilus trossulus (common blue mussel)
Lineage: Eukaryota; Metazoa; Mollusca; Bivalvia; Mytilida; Mytilidae
Product: palmitoyltransferase ZDHHC23-like
Exons: 5
Coding region: 66-1301 (411 amino acids)
Biological process (GO): protein targeting to membrane; peptidyl-L-cysteine S-palmitoylation
Cellular component (GO): endoplasmic reticulum; Golgi apparatus
Molecular function (GO): protein-cysteine S-palmitoyltransferase activity
Source: RefSeq, a predicted model, not a curated record